Drosophila teissieri is the source of this 570-nucleotide messenger RNA. It is a transcript of the gene cato, whose product is annotated as basic helix-loop-helix transcription factor amos. Gene Ontology annotation, molecular function: protein dimerization activity. The transcript has a single exon. The coding region runs from base 1 to 570 and encodes 189 amino acids. The record is from RefSeq and is a predicted model, not a curated record. NCBI's taxonomy places the organism in Eukaryota, Metazoa, Arthropoda, Insecta, Diptera, Drosophilidae.
AUGAGCUACUACUACUCGUCUGCCUCCGAGGAAGAUGGCAGUUCCCAGUACCUGGGCAGUCCCAACUACAACUUGACCCAGUUGCCAGUUUCUGCCCAGGAUUACGGACAGGCGGCCUACUUAUCGCCGGAAUGGCAAUUCCUGGAUGCCGCGGGCGGAGCACAAACGGAACUAGGACCCAUAAUGGAGGUGCAAGAACAGUCCACUCAGCAGCAGACCACCAAACGACGGAGUAACAGCUCCACGGGAUCGGACGCCAGGAAGAGCAGCCCAGAGCAGACCAAUCUCAGUCCCACGGUCCAGAAGAGGAGACGACAGGCAGCCAAUGCGCGGGAAAGGAAGCGGAUGAAUGGAUUAAACGCUGCUUUCGAGCGGCUAAGGGAAGUGGUGCCCGCUCCCUCCAUCGACCAGAAGUUGUCCAAGUUCGAGACUCUCCAGAUGGCUCAAUCCUACAUCCUGGCCCUGUGCGAUCUCCUCAACAACGGCGACGUGGAGGUGGAUGCCGCUGCAUACACGAUUUUCGGCGACAGCGAUAGUGGAUUUGGGUUAAGCGGAGGAUCGUUGUCCUAG